GCAGAAUACUAGUGUGCUGGCCAACCUGUUCACACUCACUUCUGUAUCCCUUAUCCCCCUCUUUCUCUAUAGCCUAUUUGCAUGUGAGGCCAGCAACAAAUUAAUUUCCUCAUGAUUUGAGAAGAGAGAGACACCUGAAUCAUGACAAUGAGUUUCUUUGGAAAAUUAAAGAACCUACACAGUGGGCCUCCAACUCCACCCAAAAGGAUAGAGAACAAUGCUGGGUAUGGUGGGUGGCCAGAAGAUGAGUUUGAUGAAGAGGAUGGGGACACAUAUGAGGUGCCCCCCUGUGAGAGACCCGCCAUGAAGGUUCCUUCCAGACAUGUGGAGGAGAAUGUCUAUUUGGAGAGGACGUCAGAGCGGUCCACUCCUGUUCUGCCCAAAAGGCAGGCAGCUGCACCCCCAAGGCCAGCCAAGAUGGCGCCCAUGGGCAAAGCAUUGAAACAGCAGCCUCACCCUGAGGAGUUCUACAUUGACCCCAACACCAAGAAACCGCCUGAGGUAGAUAGGAAGGAGAAGCCAGGGAAGAGGUCUACUCCUAAGAAGUUUGCCUCUCCCCCACCACCUGCAGAGGAAGAUGUCUACCUGGAUCCUAAUGAAGGACAGGAAGACAGUGAUGACCUGUAUCUAGAGCCCACAGCGGCGAUGAGAGUGGAGAAGACACUGGUAACUAUGGAAGUAUCGUCAUGUAAAGCUUGCCCCCCUGCUCCUCGUGGGCCCAUGAGGAUGCCCCUCCCACCCAAGACAGCAGCCACCCCUCCCCCCACGCCCAUAAAACCUCCAGUGCCCAGAGCCAAGUCUAGUUCUCUAUUGGUCAAUGAGGCAAAGACAGCUCCUCCCCCUGAUAUCAGGCGCUCCAUGUUCCCUGGCAAACUGCCCCCACCCACCCUGGGCAUCAAACCCCCCCUCCCUGCAUCACUAAAGGAACCCAAACCAAGCCCUCCUCCCCCUCCUAUUGUACACUCUACUGCAGCAGUUUCUCCCCCUGGUAUGAAGACGACCAUGCAGGAGAAAGAGUGGUUCGCUGGAAACUGCGAUAGAAAGACUGCCGAGGACUUCUUACUGCAGAUCAACAAGGACGGGGCAUUCCUGAUACGUCACAGUUCAGCCCAGAAUGCCCGUCAGCCCUACACACUGGCUGUCCUAUACAGAAAGAAGGUCUAUAACAUCCCCAUCCGCUUUCUGGAGGAGACGCGCGGCUACGCCCUCGGAAAGGAGGGCAAGAAGAACGAGGAGUUUUUCUGUAGUCUCCAGGACAUCAUCUCUCACCACAAGAAUAACCAACUGCUGCUGAUCGAUAGCAAGAGUCAGGCCAAGCACACCACACAUCUCACUCACCCAGCUUGUCCAUAAACUACAUUACCCAUACCCCCCCGCCCGCCCACCCAGCCUGACUGUAAACUACACUACCCUUAACCCACAAAAUGUAUCUAUACCAGCCUGUCCAUAAAGUAUAUUAAAUGCUACCAUUAAUAACUAAAUGCAUUUUACAAACGUGGAAAUACUACCUUUCAAUAGUCGUAUUCCUCACCCACAACAUGUCCAUUACAACUCUCUUUUUGUUUCGUGAUGAAAAUGGUUGGACGUGUAUUACAGUAUAUGUGUACUGUAUAUGUUUGAAUGUUUUAAAAUAUGCUGCAAUUAUGCCUGUAUGACCUUAUCAACACUUUUUUUUGGGGGGGGGGGGUGAUUUGAAUAGGCUUGCACCUGAAUAGAAUAGUGAGUAGACUAUGAAAAUUAAUAUUCAAUACUUCAUUCUUGCUCUGACUCCAUUUUAUGCCGUUUUGUUUCAGUGAUGUUGGAUUCACUUUUGGGUCUACACCUGUGUUGUGAAUACUGUAUAAGUGUUGGUCAUCUGUAUGUUUCUAUGUAUUAUAAUAAUAAUAUAGACUGAACUGUUUUCACA
Oncorhynchus nerka (sockeye salmon) is the source of this 1906-nucleotide messenger RNA. RefSeq names its product B-cell linker protein-like. Gene Ontology annotation, biological process: cell surface receptor protein tyrosine kinase signaling pathway; intracellular signal transduction. The coding region runs from base 142 to 1353 and encodes 403 amino acids. The record is from RefSeq and is a predicted model, not a curated record. The transcript is spliced from 20 exons. NCBI's taxonomy places the organism in Eukaryota, Metazoa, Chordata, Actinopteri, Salmoniformes, Salmonidae.